GUUGUGUAAACCCACACGAGGGCAGCGAGGAGUGGUUGAUGAAGAACUUUGGUGCCUUCAGAGUCAUGGCCCGAAUGAAGGACUUUUCAACACUCAACAUGGUCUUCAGUGGAUUGGAGGUUCUUCACCUGCUGUCUCCAACACAGAAGGCUGAGCUGCUGCUGAGGCCAGAGGUUGCAGGUUUAGAUAAUGGCACUUUAAGCCUGGUCUUCCACAGUUUGUUGACAGACGGCACUGGCCCUCUCCCAACUGGCAGCCCUGGAGGGCGCAACCACACCACGACCCCUGGAGGGCGCAACCACACCAUGACCCCUGGAGGGCGCAACCACACCAUGACCCCUGGGGGUGGCCACCCCUCUAUGAUCCCUGGAGGGGACCACCACUAUGACCCAUAUGAGCCACCAUCUCCACACAGCAACCUAAAACAGGUUGUGAAUGGGUUUAUGACAGCUUUCAGACCCCUUGGCAGAUUUGUUCAUGAGUUUGUGUCCUUCACACAAGAGAGGGAAGUGUCAAAAAUGAGAAGUACCACUCUGACCCAGUUCCUGCUAAACUGGACUCUGUCUGAAGUGGCAGACAUGUACCGGCCACCGGAGACAUCCAUAGUUCCACAUAGCCCAAAGUUUGACAUCACCAAUUUGGAGGAUUGGUACCAGCAUGUGGUGAUGCCGGUGUUACGGAGGUUCCUGCCGAACAACGGGGCUCUGCUGAAUCACAACAUCACCCUGGCCUUCCACCAUGUGUUCCAACUGGACAAUGGUAUGGACAAUGAAACUUCUGACAUCGAGGACGUCUGCAGCAUCACUCUUGAUAAAAGACCUUGCGCGCUGAUUGAUGUGGUGGAAAAUGUGGCGAGCGUUAUGCACUGUGCUGCUCAAAGCCACCUAGAAAUGUCCGAGGAGACGAUCAUAAGAUUGAUUGUAGAGCUGACAAAGCGUCUGGAGUCACUCAUCAGAGAGUUGUCCACAACA
Molecule: messenger RNA, 971 nt
Organism: Plectropomus leopardus (leopard coralgrouper)
Lineage: Eukaryota; Metazoa; Chordata; Actinopteri; Perciformes; Serranidae
Source: RefSeq, a predicted model, not a curated record